UAGGGGAUGUUCGUCCUGGGGCUGCCCUACGCCAUUCUCCACGGGGGCUACCUCGGACUCUUUCUCAUCAUUUUUGCCGCCGUGGUGUGCUGCUACACGGGGAAAAUCCUCAUCUCCUGUCUGUACGAGGAGGACGAGGACGGGCGGCUGGUGCGAGUGCGGGACUCCUACGUGGACAUUGCCAAUGCCUGUUGUGCGCCUCGGUUCCCCACGCUGGGGGGCCACAUUGUGAAUGUAGCCCAGAUCAUCGAGCUGGUGAUGACGUGCAUCCUCUAUGUGGUCGUCAGCGGCAACCUGAUGUACAACAGCUUCCCCAACAUGCCCAUCUCGCAGAAGUCCUGGGCCAUCAUCGCCACCGCCGCCCUGCUGCCCUGCGCUUUCCUCAAGAACCUCAAGGCCGUGUCCAAGUUCAGCCUCCUCUGCACCUUGGCCCACUUCGUCAUCAACGUGCUGGUCAUCGCCUACUGCCUGUCCAGAGCACGGGUGUGGGCCUGGGACAAGGUCAAGUUCUACAUCGACGUUAAGAAGUUCCCCAUCUCCAUCGGCAUCAUCGUGUUCAGCUACACGUCGCAGAUCUUCCUUCCGUCGCUGGAGGGCAACAUGCAGAAGCCCAGUGAGUUCCACUGCAUGAUGAACUGGACGCACAUCGCGGCCUGCAUCCUCAAGGGCCUCUUCGCCCUGGUGGCCUACCUGACCUGGGCCGACGCCACCAAGGAGGUCAUUACGGACAACCUGCCGCCGGGCAUCCGCGCCGUGGUCAACCUCUUCCUGGUGUCCAAAGCCUUGCUCUCCUACCCGCUGCCCUUUUUUGCCGCUGUGGAGGUCCUGGAGAAGAGCUUCUUCCAAGAAGGGGGUGGCACCUUCUUCCCGAACUGCUACGGCGGCGACGGCCGCUUGAAAUCCUGGGGACUGACGCUGCGCUGCAGCCUGGUGGUCUUCACGCUGCUCAUGGCCGUGUUCGUGCCACACUUCGCCCUGCUCAUGGGUCUCACGGGCAGCCUGACGGGGGCAGGCCUGUGCUUCCUGCUGCCCAGCCUCUUUCACCUCAAGCUGCUGUGGAGGAAGCUCCAGUGGCACCAGGUCUUCUUCGACGUGGCCAUCUUCGUCAUCGGCGGUAUAUGCAGCAUUUCCGGCUUCAUCCACUCCACGGAAGGGCUCAUCGAGGCUUUCAGAGACAACAUAGAGGAAUAGGAAAGGGUCCUCCCAAUCCCAACAUCGGCUGGCCCUCUUCAGUUUCAUGCGUCAAAAGUGUGUGCGUGCUUGCAACCAUACCGCUUUAGGGAAUUCGCACGCACCCGCAAAGUCACGAUGAGGUGCAACCGCGCACGCUUAACGUAGGGUCUUCUUUCACUUGUCGGUGGGUGUGUACGUUGGAGAGCGAGGCCUUGCAUUAACAUGUCAAAGUAUUCAAACACAGGAUGUGAUAUUCACCAAGCCAAACGGACAUUUUGCGCAAAGGUAUUGCUUUACCUUGAUCUGGUCGAACACACACUAUAUUGCCAAAAGCGUUUGGCCACCCAUCCAAAUGAUCAGAAUCAGGUGCCC
Entelurus aequoreus (snake pipefish) is the source of this 1545-nucleotide messenger RNA. RefSeq names its product vesicular inhibitory amino acid transporter. Bases 7 to 1191 code for a protein of 394 amino acids. Gene Ontology annotation, biological process: amino acid transmembrane transport. Lineage: Eukaryota; Metazoa; Chordata; Actinopteri; Syngnathiformes; Syngnathidae. The transcript has a single exon. Gene Ontology annotation, molecular function: amino acid transmembrane transporter activity. Gene Ontology annotation, cellular component: vacuolar membrane. The record is from RefSeq and is a predicted model, not a curated record.